AUUCCCAUUGCCGAAAGUCCACCCUCAUCACCACAGAAGAGCGAUGUCCGCGACCCGCCACCUGUACGUUUUCACCGCACCCUACAAGACGGAAGACCCAGAGGCGAUGAAGCGCCGCGCCCAGCACCGCCCGGCGCACGUCCAGAGGCUCACGGGGAUGUGGGACGACGGGACGGUCCAACUUGGAGGGCCUAUGCUCAGCUCGGACUCGAACCCGGCUGGACCGCCCUCGGACCUGAAAGCGAUCUCCUCAUUCAUCAUCUUCCGCGCGGAGAGCAUCGAGAAGGUCAGGGAGAUCGUCGAGUCUGACCUGUUCUACACCGAGGACAUCUGGGUCAAGGAGGAGAUCCGCAUCAAUCCCAUUUUGGCUGCGGGUCCGGCGUUGAAAUGAACGAUGAUACAACAGGAUAUACAUACAUAUGAGAAGAAGCCUAGUGAUAUAAGUACAUGUACCGGCGAAGACGAUCAUGAAUGCCCUCGAAUUCGAGUCGUAGGCACCGCGCCCAUGUGAUGAUCAUUGAACGCGCCGCGGCCGCAGACCCGGCGCUUUCUGUGCACGGC
This is a messenger RNA of Fomitopsis serialis, 561 nucleotides long. RefSeq lists its product as uncharacterized. The coding region runs from base 44 to 391 and encodes 115 amino acids. Lineage: Eukaryota; Fungi; Basidiomycota; Agaricomycetes; Polyporales; Fomitopsidaceae. The transcript is spliced from 3 exons. The record is from RefSeq and is a predicted model, not a curated record.